AUGAACGGGUUUGAAGAAAAUCAAGAAGGAAACAAUCUCGAUCCAGUUAUGUAAUAUCUAUACAGAGCUAUUGACAAGCUGAAAAAACAAAACGAAAAGCUCAGGAGCGAGCUAAAAGUUUUAAGUCGAGCACUUGAUGAAGCAUUAGACAAACAAAAGAAGCAGGAAAGAGAAAGAGCCAGAGUUCCGCCUCGAGAAGAAGGCAGCACAGAAACCGAAAAAGAGCUUCAAACCUCUCUUGCCCGCAUAAACAAAUACAAAAAAGACAUAGCGAAUAUGAAAAAGCAAUUAGAUGGAAAUCUUAAUGAAUCUAAAAUAACUGACUUAGAAAACCAAUCAAAAUACCUCAGCAAACGAAUCCAAGAACUUGAAGCUGAAAACGCAUCACUCAUGAAAAUCGAAAAAGAGCAAAAAAAAGCCCUAGAUAGUGCAAAUAAUGCCCAAGGGUACCCAGAAAAAGUUGAAUCCUUAAAACAAGAAAUUAAAUCACUGAAAGAAAGAUAUAGAGAGCUAUUAUCAAGGCAAAAACAAGACGAAAAAAUAUUGAAGGAGCAGCAUGAAAAAUGUGUGGAUUUAGAAGAAAAAUGCAGAAAAAUCAAAGCUAUGAUAAAACAGAAAAAGCAAGAAGAAGACGAGCCAAAACCUAAAGAAAUCACUGAAAGAGAUAUAAGGGAAUUAGAAGAAAAAAUAAAGGAAACUGAACAGAAGAAAAAAGAAGAAGAACAAAAACUGAAAAAAAGAAUAAAAGAGUUAGAAUCUCACUCCCCCUCCUUUAAAUUCAACAAAAAAUAAUCUGCUUCAAUUUUUCCAUUAAAUUAGUUCAAAACUAAAUUUAUAAAAAUUAGUAUUUGCCUGGAUAUAAAUUAAAAUUUUUUAUCUAUAUUUUCCAAUUUAAAAUGGGGAGUCAGGUAAAAGAAAGCAGGUAUAAUAUCAAUACUUUGAACAUCAAAUUGAAAGAAAAAGACCAAGAAUGCAGAUUAAGUAUGCUCAAAAUAAAAGAGCUGAGGAGAGCAGUUAGACAUAAUCAGCUUAAGCCAAUUCCAAGGCCAGAAAACAAUGAAAGUGUGAACAACAGUCGCCAAAAAGUUAUGAAAUCACAAGAGUCAAUAAAUUCCAAGAAUUCAGAUGAAAAUAUAAGAUUCAGCAGAGAAGCAAGAAAAAUCAAAGAUUUGAAAUCCAGAAACGAAAAAAGCCAGGAAUCUGGAUCUGAUAUUGAUGAAUAUCAAGGUGAAAUUGGCAGAGACACUCCUCAAAAAUCAUCAUCUGUUAGUCCUCAAGGCACACCCCAACAAGAUUUUUCUGAAAGAUUCGAACAGCCUAUAGAGCCUGCAAAGAAAGCUGAAGAAGCUGAUAAGCCUGCAGUCUUUUCUAAGCCAAACUUUAGACUUCGCUAA
Messenger RNA from Blepharisma stoltei, 1394 nucleotides. The record is from the annotation of a GenBank genome assembly. NCBI's taxonomy places the organism in Eukaryota, Ciliophora, Heterotrichea, Heterotrichida, Blepharismidae.